This is a messenger RNA of Columba livia (rock pigeon), 4061 nucleotides long. RefSeq names its product lysosomal acid glucosylceramidase-like. The coding region runs from base 2160 to 3725 and encodes 521 amino acids. The transcript has 11 exons. The record is from RefSeq and is a predicted model, not a curated record. Gene Ontology annotation, biological process: glucosylceramide catabolic process. Gene Ontology annotation, molecular function: glucosylceramidase activity. NCBI's taxonomy places the organism in Eukaryota, Metazoa, Chordata, Aves, Columbiformes, Columbidae.
GGAUUGCAGGCGGGGUGAGGACGGGAGGCCGGGGUGAUCGGGGUCAGGAUGCUCCCAGUGCUGCGUGGGCCGGCACUGCCCGCGACGGGGCUUCAGUGGGUGCCAGGGUCACCCGGUGGAGCUGGCACGUCCCUGUGCCAGGACGCAGGAGCCCUGCGACCCCACGCUACCCAAGUCCUGGGGGCACAAGCAUCCUGUUCCUGCCCCGAGGCUGUUUGUGUUUGUCCACAAGAGGGACAUAUUUCUCCAGGAUUGACACCGAGCUCUGCUCCCAGCAUCCUGGAGCAGGACUGCCCUUCCACCUGCUUCUUCCUUCUAACGUUCUUAUUUACCGUCUUCCUUUAAUUUUUUACCAGCCCUGGUACUAAAGCCAAUACCCAGGUGUUGAACCAUCCCAGGACAUAUAACUUUGUCCCUGUGCUCUGCUCGAAAGGACCGACUGAGUUAAACAGAGAGGGGGCGAACCCUCCAACCUCAUUGGACUCAGCUCAUUAAUUCUUGUGCAAAGUGCUGGUGGGACUGAGAGGAUGGGACCCCCAGCAUCUGGAACUGGUGCCCACCAGCAAGGUCUGGGAGGACCCUGGAGCCUGAGCCACCACCGCGAUGCUGCACCGCGAAGCCGCACCGUGACUCCCGCUUCGGCACCGACAUGUUUGGAGCCGCCAUCCCCAUAAAGCCAACUCACCCCAGCUCCAUGUUCCUGGGGUCCCUGUCCCCACUGGCUAACGGACAAAAUUCACCCCCCCAGCUCCUCCGCCUGCUGCAAACCCCGUGAGAAAACCCGUGUGCUGGGAGUGGUGUGGAGAAGCGGCUCAGGGAGGAUUUAUUUGGUGGGGUUUCCCGGCACCUCCCGUGCCACCCGCUGCGCGCCGAGGUGUGGCCGUUCCCCUGGGUCUCACUUUUCCUGCUCAUCAGGAAGCUCUUAUCUCCUAUCAGCCCGUGCUGCCAGGGAUGAGCUCCAGCAGCCUCCGCACUGGUUUUGCUCUGGGGAGCUGUGGGGCUGCCAGAUUGCGGUCGGGUUUGGGGAGGCAGCGCCAGACCCCAAAAAUGAGGUGGAAAAGUGUAUCUGGGGCACCCUUAGUGCUCGGCACAGGGUCAGGAGGCAACUGAUCACUGUGGUCAGCCGGGACUGACCUAUUAAUGACUCCUCAAAACUGGGGCUUAUUAGCCUGGGUGCAGCACCCGGCUGGCACGUUUGUCACAGCUGGAGGUGGCAGAGCCGCGGGGACAGGAGCUUCAUUCCAGUCUUGCCUGUUUGUGCCGUGAGUUGUCAUCGGGGGUGCCCAGCCCUGUCUUGUCCCCUCCCCGGUGGCAGCUGGUGUGGGUGCCCACGGGUGGCAGGCGGGGGUGCGGGACCGUGGCAGGGCAGCGCUGGAGGGUAGAAAGAACUGGGAUGAGUCGAAUUGCCCCACAGCUGCAUCUGAUGUGCCAGAAAUGGAGAGAAUUAGUCAUGGAGCCCAGAGAGGGAAUGGAGCCGGUUGACCCUGCGAAGAGAAACUCUGAGCUCUGCUGUUCAUGCUCUUGGACUUUUUGGAUGGGACGGUUGGUCUUGGAGGAGCAGGGAGUGUUCCUGGAGCAGAACUGGGGGGUCAGGGCAGCGGGUUCCCCUCCGUGGGUCUGGUUGUCAUCACUGAGGGCACCUGGGGGCUCACUCCCCACUGCCACCUUUGUGGUGGGUGAUGCCAAAGGCUCGGGCACAGCAGCACAGCCACGUUUGCCACCGUUGCCUGGGGGUCCUGGACCCCCCCCCACGCUGGGUGUACCGGCCACAGCAGCUCUGGGGGGGGCAAAACAGGGGAGCUGGGGUGACGGGCAGGGGGUAAUCACCCAAGGUGCUCAUUAGCAGGGUGCUCUACAGCACCCACAAGCUCUGCUGUGCUCUAGGGGUUCAUCCAGCCCCAGCCUGAUGGAGGAAUGAAGUCAGCUCUUCCUUCACGGUGCCGCGGUGGGUUCUCGGAGGUGCCCCAUGCUGCAUCUCUGUGUUGCUGAGGAUUGUUGUGAGCCAGCACGAUGCCCCCGUCACUCCUCUCUGGUGGCUGAUGCCCUCGCAUGGUGGCGGGUGGCAAGGAGGGACCCGGCGUUCCACGAUGAGGGGACGCACAAUGCUCUGGGUCCGAAACCAGUGAAGCCACCGGAGCCGGGGGGCGCACGGAGGGGCCAUGGGGGCCGCCGUUGUCCUGGGCUGGCUGCUGCUGCUGCUGGUGGUAGCGCCACCGGCCACAGGCGCCCGGCCCUGCAGCCCCAAAUACUUCGGGCGCGAUGCCAUGGUGUGCGUCUGCAACGCCACGUACUGCGACACGCUGGACCCCGUGGUGCUGCCGGCCCCGGGCACCUACGUCAAGUACGAGAGCAGCAAGGCCGGCAAGCGGCUGGAGCGCAGCCAGGGGAGCUUCCAGCGCAGCCUGCGCGCCCCAGGGCUGCUACUGAUGCUCAAUGUCUCCGUGCUGUACCAGCGUGUAAAGGGUUUUGGUGGGUCCCUUUCUGACGCUGCUGCCCUGAACAUCCUGGGGCUGUCCCAACCAGCCCAAGACAACCUGCUGUGCUCCUACUUCUCCGAGUACGGGAUCGAGUACAACCUCGUGCGGCUCCCCAUGGCUUCCAGUGACUUCUCCGUGCGCCCCUACAGCUACGACGAUGUCCCCAACGACUACGAGCUGAAGCACUUCAGCCUGGCGGAGGAGGAUGUGAAGAUGAAGAUCCCCCUCCUGCACCGAGCCUCGGCCAUGAGCAGGCGGCCGUUGGCGCUGUAUGCGAGUCCCUGGACGGCUCCAGCCUGGAUCAAGAGCAACAGGGACAUCCGUGGGACGGGCAUGCUGAGGGGACGGGCAGGGGACAAGUGUCACAAGACCUGGGCCAACUACUUCAUCAAGUUUCUGGAUGAAUACGCCAAACACAACGUGACCUUCUGGGCAGUGACGGUGCAGAACGAGCCCCGCGCCAGGAUGCCCACCUUCCCCCAGUUCCCCACCAUCUCUUUCACCGCCGAGCAGCAGAGGGACUUCAUCACCCACGACUUGGGGCCCGCGUUGGCCCGCAGCCCCCACCGCACCCAGCUCCUCAUCAUGGACGACCAGCGCAUGUACCUCCCGCAAUGGGCUGAGACGGUCCUGGGUAACAGCACUGCUGCCGGCUAUGUCACCGGUGUGGCGGUUCACUGGUACCUGGAUGGCGUCGUCUCGGCCACCUGCAGCCUGGGGGUCACCCACAAACUCUUCCCCGACCAUUUUCUCCUCUACACCGAGGCCUGCAACGGCUUCCUCAGCCGCCAGUUCUCCGUGGCCCUGGGCUGCUGGGAGCGAGGGGAGCGCUACAGCCACAGCAUCCUGACGGUCCUGAACCACUUUGUGACCGGCUGGACCGACUGGAACCUGGCCCUGGACCUGCAGGGUGGCCCCAACUGGGUCAAGAACUACGUGGACAGCCCCGUCAUUGUGGACAGCAGCAAGGACGUUUUCUACAAGCAGCCCAUGUUCUACCACCUGGGGCACUUCAGCAAAUUCAUCCCCGAGGGCUCCCGGCGCGUGGGGCUGCGCAGCGUCCGCCAAAACCCCUCCUGCCAGCUGGAGCACGUGGCUUUCCUGCGCCCCGACGGCGCUGUUGUCCUCGUCGUCCUCAACAGGUCCAGCUGGGAUGUGCUGUUCGGGAUCUGCGACCCCAGCGUUGGUUUCAUCGAGGCCGUGUCUCCGGCCAACUCCAUCCAGACCUACCUGUGGCAGCAGCAGUGACACCGGGCAGGGUUGGGGACAGCACUGCGCGGUGGGGGGUCUCUGGGGGUCAGUUAUUCCCCUGCUCUUUCCAGCAUCCUUCAAUGAUGGGAGUGGGUGGUGACCCGGUGCAGCAGGGAUCCCCCAGCACGAGGGGCUGUGGGUGCUCCUGACACUGGGGUCUCCCAUGGCUGAUGUGUUGGCGCUUCCCAUCCUCCUCCCUGCCCCCAAAAACCCUCCAGCCCCCCAAAUCUCCCGCCGCUCCGUCUCCUGGACCACGCUUCCACACGUGGCUCCACCGAACCCUUCGCGUGUCGCUCGGGCGCCAAGUAAAGCCGUGACGCGCUCCCUCCGGAA